UUUGACCGGCCCUCUUAGCAACGAAUGGCUUGGCAAAUGGCACUACCUACUUUCACCGCCGUCUUCCUCAGCACCUCAUACUGCUUCAAAACCAAAUCAAUAUUCUUCUCCGGGAUCUUGAAGAGCGUCGUCCGCUUGACAUAACCGCUCGACAUGGUGGAAUACAAUCGUGCUGACGCUAGCUUGGGCACCGACGACUUGAGAUGCAUUGAAGUGAAAGCAGGCUUUGUCGAGAUAAGAAAGGGCAAACUAUGUCAUUUGUUCCUUGAUACAUUGUGAUAGUUUGAGGGAUCCGCAGCGAUGCCAAGCUUUGGAGCCAAGUGUUCGACAACCUUUUUUUUAGUGACGACGGCGCUGCAGAUCAUGCGGUCGUGGGGACGACAUCCAGCAUCUCGUUCCGCUCUGCCCGCAGAAAUUGACAAAACAUCCAAACGCCUCUUCCGUGGAUGCAGAGCCACCUAUCUCCUCUGCUUGGCAGUCUCGGCCGAAUGUGCACGCUGGUUGACUUACCCGUAUGCAGAUCGCCCAAACCACGCAAGCGAGUGCUCCCUCACCAGUUUCAAUGCUUUCAUCCUGGAGCGAAGUGAAGUGUUUACUGCAACGCCACUGACAGAUUCACCGCGCCCUGGCCAUGCUGGCAAGACCGCCGUGCUCCCCCUGGCCCAGGUGCGCGCCGUGGAGUGCCAUUGUCUAUGCUCGUCCAGCGGCUACAUGUACGCCUUGCGGUUGUGUCACUUGGUGCCCGGUUGUGUCACUGCUUGCUGCCGGUAUCGCUCAUAUCCGGUCUUGCCUGACCGCUACGCGAACAGCCAAUCAGCAUCCACCCAAAGCGCAUGACACAGCCGAAUGACGCGCCAGGGCAAGCAAGGCUGGCCCCAUUUGCUCCAUAUUCUAUCCCAGACUUCCUUCUGCUAUUUCCUUCUUUGAGCGGAUCUUCACCACAGACUCGCCGGGAUGAUGUUUGAUUGGUCACCAGCGUCCAUGCUUGCAUGCAUCCGGUGGUAUGCUACUUUUAUGCACAACCCAACUGCCGUCGAUACUCGUUG
This is a messenger RNA of Neohortaea acidophila, 1046 nucleotides long. RefSeq lists its product as uncharacterized. The record is from RefSeq and is a predicted model, not a curated record. The transcript has a single exon. Lineage: Eukaryota; Fungi; Ascomycota; Dothideomycetes; Mycosphaerellales; Teratosphaeriaceae. The coding region runs from base 301 to 837 and encodes 178 amino acids.